AUGUAUUAAACACAAACCUAAUCAUAAAAACAAAUUGAAGAAAUGAUUGCUUAUAGUUAAUCAAAUUUAUCAAUAAUUUUAAACAUGGAACAAUUUAUGAAAUAUUUUAGAGCUAAUGAUCCAUUUGCAAUUGAUUUUCUAUAAAGGAAUGUAAAGUAAAUGAUUGACAUUUUAUUUAUUGACUAUGAUAAAGUUUAAACUGACUAAUUAGCUAUUUUUAGUGACUUAAUUAAUAAAAUCUUUGAGAUUAUAGAUCUCAAAUUAGAACCUAUAAUGAAAUAAAUAGAAGUGAUAUUCAGAUUUUAUUUUAGAUUUAUUGGGAAGUGAUAUUUGAUUUAAGAUGGAGAGCAUUGACACCAGAUACAUAAUGGGGAAUUGCUCAUAAAUUGUUUUAGUUGAUAAAGGAUCGAGAUAAGAGAUUUGUUCUUGAUUAAUUUUAAAGACCUAACUUUUUGGUUUCUUUUUUACCUUUAAUUCACAUAAAUAGCGUAGCUUAGAUUUUAAUUAUCUUUUAUGAGUUUGGGUUUCAUUAAUAAUAACUUGAUUUUUUAAAAGUUGGUUUUGAUCGAUUUUAAGACUUUGAUCCUUGUAGUGCAAUCAAUUUCACUUUUAUUAUUCAUGAGAUUAUGAUUAGAAUUUUAAAUGAUAAUUAAAUUGAAUAUGUGAUAAAAGGAGAAAUUCAAAGGAAAAUGUUUGCUAUUAUUUCAAGAGAUGAUAUUAAUGCAAUGUAUUUGUAAUAAGUAAUUAAAUAGUACUUUAAAGAAUGCUGCUCAUAUUUUAUCAUUAGUAUCAAAUUAUUAUUCAAUGGAUAUGCAAAAUAUUUAAUUAGAUGAACCAGAGACAUAAGAAAUUACUUAAAAUUUUAGACAUACAGAAUUCUUUGAAUAUUUUGAUGUUAAAAUAAUUGCAUAAAUAUUGUAAUAAUCAUUUUAAAAUAAAACUAAGGUUGGUUUAUUGAUUAUUAAACUUGUAGAAGUAUUAAAAUUUAAUAAUUAUUUAGGUAAUUGAUAAUUUAGUUAGAAUAACAGAUAUCUAAUUAUGGGAAAAGGUUGAUAAAGCUAAUAUAAUGGAAUUAAUAUUUAACUUAGUUCAUAAAUUUAAUAAAUAAGAUAUUUUUAUAUCUUAUGUAGAUAAUAUGAUUUCUUUCAUUUUUGAAAGAGCAUUAAAUGAUUAUCACCCAUAUUGGGCAUCUAAAUUAAUAUUAAAGAAUAAAAUUCACGAAAAACAUCAUAGGUUAAUUGACAAAUAAAUUUAUUAAUUUGAAUCAAAAUUAUCUCUUAAAUUAAUUCAAGAUGGAGAGUUUUUACCAUAUUAUGAUUAUUUAAAAUAAAUAGAAGAAGAGUUAAUGAUUUCCCAUAAUUGGAGAACUUUAAAGUUACAUUAAAUGAAAUAAGAAGAAAUACAUAAGAAUAAAUUAGGUGAAGAUCCUAGUAGUCCUUAAAUUGAAGAAAAACUAAUUGUAUCUGCUUUAGAUGUUGAGGAUACAAAAUAUUAAGAAUAAGAUGGAAUUGAUGAAUCAGCAAAUAAUAUUUUUAUUAAUUGUCAAUCAAAUUCACCUUCAAAAUAAAAUUAUUAAGAAAUUACUAAAAAUAUAUUUGAAACAAUUCCUAUUACAAGGGCAGAUUCAGAAUCAAAUUCAGAAUCCUCAUAUAAUGAAAGUGAGUAAUCAGUUGAAAAAAAGUUUGUUUAGGAUAAGGAUUUUGAUAGACCAAUAGAUCCUUUGAGUUAAUUAAAAGAGGUAUUAUCAGAAUUGGGUUUGAAAUCUAAUUAAUAAAAUAAAUUAUCUCAUUCUGAUUAAUUAGAUAGAGAAAAAGUAUAUAAAAAUAGAAAUUUAUCCAACUCAUUAAAUCAUGAAGAAUAAAAAAAUAAACUUAUGACUGCUUCUCUUAAAGAUGAUUAUGAUGUUCCAUCUCCUAUACUUUAAAGAAGAAGUUCACUUUAACCAGUCUCUAAUGUUAAGAAAUUGAAUAAGAAUUUUGAAGAAUUUCAUAUUGAUUUUUUAAAUAAUCGAAAAAUCCUAAAAAAAGAUGAUAAUAGUAUUUUAAAGGUUGAUGAAAUUGAUUUUGAAAAAGUGCCAUCUAAAUAAAUAAUUUAAGUUGUUUUUUAAAAAUAAAAUUAAGAAAUACUACUCAAAACAAAAUUAGUAGUGGAACCAAAAGAGGAGGAAACUAAUUUGUUUCCAAAAUUUGAGAAAGUUGAAGAUAUCAAGUUUAGAUAACUAUAACAAAAGGAUCUCCAUUUUCUAGAAUUUCUAAAAAAUUAGGAAUGA
Messenger RNA from Paramecium pentaurelia, 2269 nucleotides. Lineage: Eukaryota; Ciliophora; Oligohymenophorea; Peniculida; Parameciidae. The record is from the annotation of a GenBank genome assembly.